Molecule: messenger RNA, 984 nt
Organism: Capsella rubella
Lineage: Eukaryota; Viridiplantae; Streptophyta; Magnoliopsida; Brassicales; Brassicaceae
Product: very-long-chain (3R)-3-hydroxyacyl-CoA dehydratase PASTICCINO 2
Exons: 9
Coding region: 103-768 (221 amino acids)
Biological process (GO): fatty acid elongation; very long-chain fatty acid biosynthetic process; sphingolipid biosynthetic process
Cellular component (GO): endoplasmic reticulum membrane
Molecular function (GO): 3-hydroxyacyl-CoA dehydratase activity
Source: RefSeq, a predicted model, not a curated record
UGUAAUUCAUAAAUGCUUCUCCUCCGAUCUCUCCGCCAUAAAAGCCUACUCUUUCUUCUUCGUCUGAGUGUUGGAAGAAUCUUUCUCGAUUAGUCAUUUUCCAUGGCGGGCUUUCUCUCCGUCGUCCGGCGUGUGUACCUCACUCUCUACAACUGGAUCGUCUUUGCUGGAUGGGCUCAAGUUCUGUACUUUGCAAUAAAGACUUUGUCGGAAACGGGAUAUGAAGAUGUCUAUGACGCCAUUGAGAAGCCUCUCCAGCUUGCUCAGACUGCCGCCGUUCUCGAGAUUCUUCAUGGAUUAGUAGGUUUGGUUAGAUCUCCUGUUUCUGCAACUCUGCCACAGAUAGGUUCAAGGCUAUUUCUCACUUGGGGCAUCCUUUACAGUUUUCCAGAGGUCAGAUCUCAUUUCUUGGUCACAUCACUUGUCAUAAGCUGGUCCAUCACAGAGAUCAUUCGCUACUCCUUUUUUGGCUUUAAGGAAGCUCUAGGCUUUGCUCCUUCAUGGCACUUGUGGCUCAGAUACAGCAGCUUUUUGUUGCUAUACCCUACCGGUAUCACCAGUGAAGUUGGUCUUAUCUACCUUGCCUUACCACAUAUCAAGACAUCGGAGAUGUACAGCGUAAGGAUGCCUAACACGUUGAACUUCUCAUUCGACUACUUCUAUGCAGCAAUAGUUGUCCUUGCAAUAUAUGUCCCAGGUAGUCCACACAUGUACAGGUACAUGCUUGGUCAGCGAAAGAGAGCUCUAUCGAAAUCCAAGAGGGAAUAAAAAAGCUCAUUAGAAAGGGACCAAAAAGCUCAUCAGCUGCUUUAUCCUCUUUGUCUUGUUCUUUCAUGUACUACUACUUGUCUUUGUUUUAGCUUUUAAGGGUUUGUUUAAGGCUUAAAGCCUUUUACUUCCUCGGCGAUUACUUGAACUCAUGGAGGAUGCUAUUUAAGUGUAAUGUGGUUUCUAAAUUAAUACGAAAUUUAUUGUUCCUUCUUA